UGUGCACGCGCGGCCAUGUUAACUGAAGUCUGAAGAGACAAAGGGAUAGUGUGAAAGAGAGCGACAGUAACAAGGAGUUUCUCAACACAGAAGCGGAUACUUGUGUUUAAAAGAACAGCGAAAAUCGAAGUAAUUGAGGGUAAAAAGGUGCAGAUUGCAGAGUCUGGAUUUUUCUUCACCGAAGUGUUCAGAGACGACAAACCAGAGAGAAAAGAAAGCAGCUAAUGAAUGCAGAACUGAAGUAAUUCUGUAUUAACUUUCCAAGUUAAAUAUAUUGCCAUUAGGUUUACUUGGGACAUAUUGGCAUUGCAUUUUCUCUAAUUAUAAAGAAACAUCAAAACGUUUUUGAAGCUCAUAACCUGAAAUUAAAAGUUAAAUUUCAUACACUCUUCAGCACUUGGAUCCAAAAACAAAUAUAAAAGGUAGUGUACCUCAGAGUCAGACAAAAAUACUGGAAGUCAGUUGAAUAUAGAAAUAAACAUUUUACAAAAAUCUUCAGGGAUAACAAAAGUUACAAAGGGGGGGAAAAAGCAUAUUUUUGAUUUUACCGUACAUACAAAAGACCGAAGGCAAGAUUUGAAUGAUUCAAAAAUACACACUUGCAAAUUGUGUGUUUUAAUAGUACCAGCAGAUUUAUAUUUAUUCUUAUAAAUACAAUUUUCUCCUCUUUUGGGAGAGUUUUCUUAGAAACUAUUUUCAUACGUCAACACCUCUUCUUUUCAAGAGGUCUGCACGUACAAGUGAGAGUAGUACAAAACAACUGUUUACACGCUAGGUCAUUGGGUUUGACAGAAGCAGUGAAAGAACAGGAGAUUAACAUAAGCAGCCUAGAAAGGAAAUCUGAAAAAAAAAAAAGAAAAACGACCGUGAAAAGUUAUUCCUGUAGUAAUGGCCACUGCAAGAACACAAAUCCCCACCUCAGUCAUGGGAGUCACCAAGCAGAAUGGGCAGCCCAGGUCAGUGGACCUCCAGUCGGGAUCACAACCAGCAGCAGUGCUCAGUGCCUCCCAGAAAGCAAGCAGCAUACCACACACCAGUGGUGGUAUCAGGUUUGGAGAUGACUGGAAGAAGUCCCUGCAGCUCCCACAGAAAGAUAUGAGAGUGAAAACCUCAGAUGUGACGGCAACCAAGGGGAACGAGUUUGAAGACUAUUGCCUUAAACGUGAAUUGUUAAUGGGCAUCUUCGAAAUGGGUUGGGAGAAGCCAUCUCCUAUUCAGGAGGAGAGCAUUCCCAUUGCCCUGUCAGGAAGGGAUAUUCUAGCCCGGGCCAAAAAUGGCACAGGGAAGAGCGGCGCCUACCUCAUCCCUCUCCUGGAGAGGAUUGACCUAAAAAAGGAUCAUAUUCAAGCCAUAGUAAUGGUGCCAACUCGUGAACUGGCUCUGCAGGUGAGCCAAAUCUGUAUCAAUAUGAGCAGGCACAUGGGGGGAGUGAAGGUCAUGGCCACCACUGGUGGAACCAAUCUAAAGGAUGACAUCAUGCGCCUGGAUGAGACGGUGCAUGUAGUGAUGGCCACUCCAGGCAGGCUGCUGGACCUUAUGAAGAAAGGUGUGGCCAAAGCUGACAAAGUCCACAUGAUGGUGAUGGAUGAGGCAGACAAGUUGCUUUCUCAAGACUUUGUCAUCCUCAUUGAGGAUAUUAUUGGAUUUUUGGACAAGAAUCGUCAGAUUCUGCUUUAUUCUGCCACCUUCCCAAUCACUGUACAAAAAUUCAUGUCAAAACACUUACGAAAGCCCUAUGAGAUUAACCUGAUGGAUGAGCUGACUCUAAAGGGCAUCACUCAGUACUAUGCAUAUGUAACAGAGAGACAGAAAGUGCACUGCCUCAACACGCUUUUCUCAAGGCUCCAGAUCAACCAGUCUAUAAUCUUCUGUAACUCAACCCAGAGGGUGGAACUCCUGGCUAAGAAGAUCACACAACUGGGCUACUCCUGUUUUUACAUCCAUGCAAAAAUGAUGCAGGAAUACAGAAAUCGAGUGUUCCAUGACUUCAGAAACGGUCUGUGUCGAAACCUGGUUUGCACAGAUCUUUUCACCAGAGGAAUUGACAUUCAGGCUGUCAAUGUGGUCAUCAACUUUGACUUUCCCAAAAAUGCAGAGACCUACUUACACCGCAUCGGUCGAUCAGGCAGGUUUGGGCACCUGGGUCUGGCCAUUAAUCUGAUCACUUCAGAUGAUCGUUUCAAUCUGAAGGCCAUUGAGGACCAGUUAGUGACCGACAUUAAGCCCAUUCCUGGUAGCAUCGAUAAGAGCCUGUAUGUGGCAGAGUUCCACUCAGUCAACCAAGAGGAAGAGAAGGAAGCUGCACUCGGUGCACCUUAAUUGAUUCUCUGCUGGAGAAUAGAUGGAUGGUGCCUGGCAUUUUGCACAUCUUGUGUUGAACAUGGGCACAAGGGUGAAGUCCCCUCUACUUCAUUUGACCUUUUUCCCCCUUCCAAAUUUGUCAUUUUCACUGGUUCUGCAAAGUUGUCAGACUCUUAACUGUUAAAUACCACCCUGCAUGUUACUCGCACUGCUCUAAAAGAAUGUUUGGGUUUUUUUGUUUUUUUUUUUUUGCAUCACUGUCCCCCCAAUAUGUUAAAUUUGCCUGUUGGUCUUUUGCUUUACCAAAUAGGAAAGGGUACUUCAGUUCAGUAUGGUCAUAUGUAAAACCUACCUCGGCAACCCUGCCCCCUAAAAAAGUGCUAGUACAGUUGAAAGUGAUUUUGUAUAGUUUCCUGUGAUCUUAGAUGAGCACUUGCUUACACAGUUAUGCAUAACCUAAGUGCCUUUAGUGCUUUAUGAACACUCAGUGGGAUCCCUGGUUCAGGAUUAAGUGGCCUGAAUAUAUUUUUUUAAAAGCACAAAAUCAGGUUUUUUGAAUUUGCUCUAUUAGCAAAUUAGAAUUUUUUUUUUUUUAAAUAUGGCAUGCAUUCCUAUAAGACUUUAUUAUAUGUCUGAGCCAGCCUGUAUUUUACCAGUUUACCCAAUGGAGGGUUUUUUUGUUCAUUGCUGUUUUGAUAAUACAGACUGACAAGUGCUACUGUUUAAAAAAAAAAAAAAAAGGAAAAAAAAAAAGCACUUGCCUGUGUAUGUAGUUCCUGAAGCUGUUUCGUGCCAACCUGAGCCAAUUCAAGCCUGCUUCCCCCGUUUGUUUAAAUUUUACCAUAUUUGAUGCAUUGUGAGUAGAAGUUGUGCUUUUACUGACAUGUACAAGGGAGACGAUCCAAAGCUUUUUGUUCCAGAUGUCAGUGCCAGCAUCUACACUGUCUCAUUUUCUUUGAAGAGAAAUAAAGUAUCCAGCAUAUUUUCCCAUA
Molecule: messenger RNA, 3293 nt
Organism: Neoarius graeffei (lesser salmon catfish)
Lineage: Eukaryota; Metazoa; Chordata; Actinopteri; Siluriformes; Ariidae
Gene: ddx61
Product: DEAD (Asp-Glu-Ala-Asp) box helicase 61
Exons: 14
Coding region: 889-2319 (476 amino acids)
Biological process (GO): cytoplasmic stress granule assembly; P-body assembly
Cellular component (GO): cytoplasmic stress granule; P-body
Molecular function (GO): mRNA binding; RNA helicase activity; ATP binding
Source: RefSeq, a predicted model, not a curated record